UUUCAACCACUAUCAAAUAAUUUUAAGUAGAAUAGUUUGAGUAGAACAACAAAACGUACCUAACAAUUGGCAACACUGCGAGUAGUUUAACUGAACUAGAAAUAAAAUGUCAAAAUAAAUAAUACAAAUCCAUUUUAUUUACAAUAUUAUUAACUAUGACAGAUGGAGUUAAUAAAUUUAUUGAAAAUGAAUUAGGGGAUGCUUGGGAUAGUUUUCAUAAUUGGUUGUAUUGCAUCUGUGUUGUAACAUUUGACUUAGAAUUGGGGCAAGCUCUUGAGAGUAUUUACCCUCGACAUGUUACCCUUACAAAAGAAGAAAUAUCUAACGUGUGUUAUUUGGCUUUUCCUGACUCAAACUCUGGUUGCAUGGGGGACACUAAUUUUAUAAUUAGAUUACAGAACAAUCAGGGUACAAGAAAUCUCAAAAGUGAAUAUAAACAUUACAAUUCCAAAUGUCCCACUGCCUUGCAAGUCGACGGUUCUUAUUAUUGGGGUUACGUUUAUUUUAGACAAGUUAAAGAUAUCUCAUUGCCUCGUGGUUACUUCCAAAAGAGUGUUGUGAUGCUUUCAUUUUUACCAUUCAAUAAUUUGUUCAGUAAAAUAUGCAGUUACAUUGCUCCUGAAUACUUUGAAAAUGGUGAAGUUACAUUGGAAGCGGUAUGUUAUAAUAUUGAAAGAUGGCCUCGACCUAUGCCUGGAGCUACUCUUAAUUUACCAUUGUUAGGCUCCGUUUUCCAGACCUUCAUACCCCUAGCUACUAGUUCAAAUUCAACUUUGGCCUUAUUAAGCGAACCUGGAGAUAACCAAAUUCAAACUCACGUUGAAGACCUGAAUUUAUUCGAAAUUCUCCAGCCUGUUUUGUCCCACAUACAUUUAUUAUGGGAGUUAGUGAUUGUUUGUGAGCCGAUCGUAGUGCUAGCUUCGUCACCUACUCACUGUUCAUCAAUGGUGUUAGCGUUGACAAGGCUAAUUUGUCCAUUGCAAUUUUGUGGUGAUUAUCGUCCAUACUUUACAAUUCAUGACAGCGAAUUCAAGCAAUUUACGAGUAAGGCGCAAGGCCCUCCACCUGUGAUACUGGGUGUUACGAAUCCGUUUUUUGGUAAAACUUUACACCAUUGGCCGCAUACGAUUCGUUUAAGCGAUGAUUUGACCCAUUCUCAAAAAUAUAAACUGAAAAAGACAGCCCCGACUCGAAUGAUCGAUAACACGCCUGGUAUUUACACAGCUUACAAACCCUUUUUACACAAAGAUAAAAACAUCAUUAAGAAGUUGCUGAGCGGUGUUAAUUCUAAAAGACCUUAUGAAGUACAGACUGCAAUCCUGAGAAGACAUUUACUGGAACUCACUCAGAGUUUCAUGAUUCCUUUGGAGAGGUACAUUGCUAGUUUGAUGCCCCUUCAAAGGAGCAUAUCUCCAUUUAAGGCUCCCCCGUCUCCUUUGCCUUUCAAUCCUGAUCAUUUUUUUGCCACACUAGAUUCCGCAGGACCUCAAUUAACCUUAAACAAUACAGGAAUUAAGGGCGAUUGGACUGGGUUGUACAGAAAAUUCUUCAGGUCUCCUAAUUUUAAGGCAUGGUUUAAUGCUAGGUACUCAGACUUGACCCUAAAAUUGCAAGCCCUCCAAACAGAAGCCUUAUCUAAUGCUGAUUUGAAAGAUUGGGUGCAAGGACGUCCAGAAGUUGAAGUUGUUGAUAUGGUCUUAAGGUUGCGUAAUAAGAUAACUAAAUGCGAACAACAUGAUAUACCAGUGCAUGACUCCAUUAAAGAAAAAUUGAAUCAUCGACUUGACGAAAUUGUUACAGCUCUUCCCGAUGAUUUGAAGAAUAUUUUACAGGUUUCAUGAUAUCUGCUGAAUUCAACGAAACAGCUCGAUAUUUGGUUAAUAUGACUUCUAUCUGCAUUUAAUUAGAAGGUUGUUGCGUAUCUGUCCCAUAGUUAAUAUUAUUGCGAUUAUUUAGUUAUACAUUUUACAUUUAUAUCAUUCGAAAUAUAUUUUAUAGAGUAUAUUGCAGGUGUAAAUACCUACUAAAUGUUUUAUUGCAAGCUAAAGGAAUUAAAGUUCGUAUGUUUCUGUAAACAAUUAAAUUAAUUGAUAAUUAUUUUUUAUAUUAGGAAUAAAAACGAAGUACCUUGUUGUUACUGACGUUUUAUAUUUUAAAUACUGUGUCAACAAUAUUUGCUCAUUAUAAACAGUGUUUCUAAUAUUUCGAGAUCUUUACAUUAACUGC
Molecule: messenger RNA, 2226 nt
Organism: Phyllotreta striolata
Lineage: Eukaryota; Metazoa; Arthropoda; Insecta; Coleoptera; Chrysomelidae
Source: the annotation of a GenBank genome assembly